UAUUUGCUGAAACAAUUAAACAUUGUUGGGUUCACACAAAAAUUUUGACACCACGUGAUGAAGCUGGAAUAUCUAUUCCUGACCCUCCUAUUACUAAUGAUCUUGAAAGUAUAAAAGAAAACCCAACUGAAAAAUUAGUUAAAGAACUUCAACAACAAAUAGAUACACUAAAUAUUUGCACUCUAAUAUCAGUCAAAAAUUGGUUAAAUUCUGAAGGUGUUGUUGAAGUAGAGCAAAGAAAAGAAGAGGAAGAGAUCAUAGAGCCAACUCUAACUACAAAAAAAAAGUUGGCUGUUUUACAUAAUGCUUUAAAAAUUGUUACUGAAAUGGUUAAUAAUG
Messenger RNA from Racocetra fulgida, 339 nucleotides. The record is from the annotation of a GenBank genome assembly. Lineage: Eukaryota; Fungi; Glomeromycota; Glomeromycetes; Diversisporales; Gigasporaceae.